Messenger RNA from Osmerus eperlanus (European smelt), 3211 nucleotides. Its product is annotated as zinc finger protein 502. The coding region runs from base 135 to 2513 and encodes 792 amino acids. The record is from RefSeq and is a predicted model, not a curated record. Gene Ontology annotation, cellular component: nucleoplasm. The transcript has 7 exons. Gene Ontology annotation, biological process: regulation of transcription by RNA polymerase II. Gene Ontology annotation, molecular function: RNA polymerase II cis-regulatory region sequence-specific DNA binding; DNA-binding transcription repressor activity, RNA polymerase II-specific. Lineage: Eukaryota; Metazoa; Chordata; Actinopteri; Osmeriformes; Osmeridae.
UCCGUUGUUGUCAACUUUAUGAAUUAAGUUUAGCAAGCACGCUAACAACAGUGCUGUUUACUGUUGGCUAGGCUAGCAAUCUAGAUAUCAUUUGUCAGUGUACUUUUUAUUAUUGCAGUAAGAAGCAAAGGACCAUGCACAAGCGAGUCAAGUCCGCUGGCCCCCCGCUUCCUCUGCCCUCCUUACGGCUUUGGGUCUCUCCUUUACGACUGAUGUAUUCGUUUGUAUGGCAAGUGGUGCUUCAGCGAAAUGUAGCACACUAUGGGAAAGUUGAGGAGUUCGUGAUUUUGGUGACGAAGACAGUUCCAGACCUGCUUAGUUUCAAACAGAGUGCCCAACUUAUUCUUGGCCUGAGAGCAAGGAUGAUUUUGGAAAUGUUUCGUAUGGAUCAGCCACUGAACACUCAGACCAUUGAGAAUCUCCUGGACAAGAUGAACAUAUGUGCAGCAAUGGAUAAGACAGAUGCACAGGUGGAGGAGUCACAGGCCAACUUUGUAGUGCUAGUCCAAACUCUGCUGACAAAACAGAGUGAGAGGCAGCACUUUUUUCAGGAGGUGUUCCCCAAUCAGUAUGGCUCCAAGUAUGACACAGCACUUCAGGCACUCAUUGGAGGGUUGGUCUAUAGACUGGAACAGCUGCUACCAAUGCCUGAUCUCUCACAAAUUGGUUCUAUGAUCACAAGAAGCCCCUUUAUUCUUGAGGAAUGCGGACUGUCUGUUUCUGACCUUAACCCACUGAAAAUCCUACUUGAGCGCCAAAACCGUCAGUUUAAGGGAUCCCUGACUACUGCUAUCUCAUCCACUGUGGGUGACUGCAUCCUGGCCUCACUCUCAUUCCGUUCCACUUCUGUAAACCUGCCAAAACAAGAUCUUAAAAGUCCAUUGGAAUUGCCCAGGCUAACAGAAUCAAAAAAGCCAUAUGAAGCCAGCGAGAAUGCCAAAAGCCCUGCCACUUCCAAUGCCUUUAAGCAUAUGGUGAUGACAGAUGACUCAGAUUACACUGAAGUACACUUGCAAGAGAAUGAUGGUGAUGAAGAAGGAGAAAUUGGCAAUCAAUCUGUGAUGAACAGUGGUGUGUGUGACAGUGAGGAAAUCAUAUUGCAGGAUAGGAGGCUUGAUAAUGGGGUAGCACCAGCGAAGAGGAGUGUGUCAAUCACUGGAGAACUCAAACAACCUUUGAAGCUAGUGCCUCAGACCACCACCACUGAGACUACCUCUCAACCUGACCUUAGUGUUUAUGCUGCUAAAAGUCACCUACAGGUCAGUCCAAAGGUCAAGUUGGUGAGUCUGCAACAAUGGGUGUCCCAAAUUGCUAGCAAUACAAUCUCUCUCCCAGCCCUGCCCCCCCCGCGGCAAGACCAUGCUACAGAUGAACAGACAGGAGACUUAUACCUUGGAAGCAAUGUGAAGUCAGGAAGACCUGAAAGUAAUGUAUUGAUAGAAAGGGCCAUUAUACGAAUGAGGCACCCUAAGCUUCUUGGGAAAACUUUGAAAAGGAAAACUCCAAAGGCCACCUAUACAUGCUCGGAUUGUGAGAAAGGCUUUCCAUAUCAGUCUAUGCUAGCAGAUCACCAGCGCAUUCAUACAGGAGAGAAACCUUUCAAAUGUUCAGAGUGUGGGAGGACCUUUAGGACGUUGGGAUUCUUGACGAAUCACCAGAAGAUCCACACUUCCAUCCGCCCCUUUAAAUGCGAAGAAUGCAGCAAGUGUUUCCUGAAAAAAGCUGACCUGCAGAAGCAUCUUAGAGUCCACAGGGGAGAAAAACCUUUUAAAUGUUCCAUCUGUGAAAAGGGUUUCACACAAGCAUCCUACUUCAAAAUUCACAUGGACUGUCACACAAGUGACAAGAGCUUUCCCUGCACUCAUUGUGAUAAAAACUUCCCCACUGCAUACAAACUAUCCAACCACUUGCGCUGGCACACUGAUGAGCGCCCUUAUAUCUGUGAGCAGUGCGGGAGACGUUUUCACAACCCCAGCCUUUUGAAAAGACAUAUGGGCUAUCACACUGGGGACCGUCAGUACUUGUGUGCCCAGUGUGGACGGACCUUUGUGUACAUGUUUGAUUUGAAAAAACAUCAGCGUGACCAUGGGCCCAAGCCCCAGCUCCCCUGCCCAGUUUGUCAGAAGGUGUUUACCAGUAACGGCUCUCUGAAAGUACAUCAGCGCAUACACACCACUGACAAACCCUAUAGGUGCUCAAUUUGCGACAAAGGAUUCAACCAGAUCGGUAAUCUGUCCGUGCAUAAGAAGUUGCACUCAAACGAGCGCCCCUAUCAUUGCGAUGAGUGUGGGAAGACAUACAAGUUAUCCACUCAUUUAAGAGAGCAUAAGUACAUCCACAUGGGGAAGAAGCCUUGCCAGUGUGCUACAUGUGGUAAAGGGUUCCGCUACCCUGGCAUCCUGAAAAAACAUGAGCAGCUGCACUUGAGAGAGCAAGCAAAGAGCCCCAAGAGAUAUAGUCAUACUUGCAGACGCAGUAGACACUCCUCCAAAAGGAUGUUGGAUGACUAUUGAUGUUGCAUGUACCAUCCAAUAACAAGCCUGAAGGCCCACUUCCCUGAAUACUGCAGAAUUAGAUUUAAUUAAGUAAAUAGUUAUAGGGAGUAUUUAUAAGUGGUUUAAAUCUGUUUUCAUGUGCAUUUUUAAUCAUGUAUUAGUUAUAACUGUUAGACAGCUUUUGGAACUUAUAGAAAGACUGCAAAUUUUAAGUGUGAGUGAUCUCAGUAGUUUUGAAUGUUCGUUCUUUGGUAUUUCACGGAUUGACUCAUUAAACGUACAUAUCUUUGCUGCUGUCACAAAUAUUUGCAACAAAAUGUAAUGUUAGUGUUUCAAAUGUGCUGUUUUCUUUUUAGCUUAGAAAAUACUUUGUUUUUACCUGGAAGUCAAGAAUUGUUAUCCUACCCUUUUCUCAUUUGGUUCAGCAGAUAGUGUAUAAACCCAGCAUAAGAUUCACAGAGAUUCACGUUAGUUAGGACCAUACAGUUUCAGGCGCUAAUUAUAGCCCUUUUUUUUUUUUUACUAUUUUGUGUGAUUUACUGUUUUGGUGUGUUUGGGGGACUGAAGAUGGAAAGUCACCAAAAUGAUGAGGUUUUUAAUAUAUCUUGUGGAAAGAGAACGGCUGUAACUGUGUAUUGAGGUAAAAUUACAUAAGUGCUUCCGAAUUAAUACUUGUAGAAAGUCUCCCCAUGUGUCAUUAUUUGUGAGUCUUAAUU